AUUUAUGUGUAACAACCUAGCAAAAUAUUUGUGAGUUUCAGCAUUUUUUCGACCCCGUUUAUUGUGCCCAAAUGGGCUACGUUGCUGUGGAAAAUUACUCAACGGCAGGCGCAUCGGUGGAUUGAUUAGUGGUUCUUCGAAGGAGGACAGUUUUAUGGGAUUGGUGUGAGGGAAUUACUCUAGAUUGCUGAAAGGUUUUCGCAUAGUAGGAGGGGAUAUAUACAUAAUACACCCGCCCUUGCAGGAUUACUUUGCAGAGAUCUCAAACGUCGAAAGUGAAAGUAGAUUCAGUAGAUUGCGUCGAGGACAAGUGAUGGUGGACUUAAAAUGGUGUCCUCGAAUGCUAGUGGCCCUGCUGUUGGCAGUGGGUGGCGGUCAACAGCCUUCGGAAGGUGCUCAUCUGUCAGGAACGUUUCCGGUAGACGGAUUUUUUCGAUUUUUGAUCAAAUUCGGCUUCCAAAAGACGGAGAAGCAUUCACAGAAAAACACGGAAUCCGAUACGUUCGGAUACAUCUACGGAAACAUUACAUCUGAGUCGAACUUUUCCGUGCCGAUUACGUUGGCAGUGCUUGAUAAGCAUAACUUCCUUGAAUACUAUGCUAAUCGGAACAAUUUUGACCGCGAUUCGGCUUGCCAGCGAAUGUUUGAUAAGCUGGACAAGGUGGCCUUCAAUAGCGGUUGCAAUAAAGCUGCCGAAGCGGACUAUCUCCGCCGGAUUCCCUGCGAGAAGGGAAAACUCUGCGUGGAUGAAGACAGUCCGGCGAACGUUGUAUCCGGCAGCCAGUUUACCUACGUAAUUAGCGAUCCCAACGUACCGAGAUUUUGGUACCUUUCCUUAGUAUCUUGUUAUCAGAACGUUAGUACCUGCCAGUGGCACUAUUACGACUACCGAAAGUUCCACCCAGAACCACCGCAAAUCGAGUACGACAUUCAGCUGGUGAAUGGAAAUCCGAACCGGCAGAGUUUGUCGUUCUUCAACCCGCUGCUGUUUCAUUUCUCUUUCGACCAGCAAAACACACUCGAGAUGUAUUUGAUCUUCUUCGUCAUCUACUUGGUGAUGGUACCGAUGCAGUUGUACGCCGUUCGGUUGCAAAAGCAUCCGGUGACGCGUCUGUUUACUAUCAGCCUUACGCUGGAAUUCAUUAGUGUAUGUCUGCUGUUAACACACACCGUCCGGUAUGCGAUGAAUGGCGUUGGGAACGAGAGUUUGGCCAUUACCGGGGACAUUUUCGACAUCUUCAGCAGGACAUCGUUCAUGUUAAUCUUACUGCUGUUAGCAAAAGGCUGGGCCGUCACGCGACUGCAAAUUUCCGUUAGCAGCUGGAUUUUGCUUAUGGUAAUUUGGAUUCCAUACUGUGCAAUUCACGUACUUCUGUACAUUUGGAAUAGGACUGAGGUCGAUAUCAUAUCGGAUAUCGACGAGUAUCAAACCUGGCCUGGAUGGUUGGUGCUAGCCUGCAGGUCCACUAUGAUGCUGUGGUUCUUGUGGGAGCUGCGAACCACCAUGAAGUACGAACAUUCAACGCAAAAGCUGGACUUUUUGUUACACUUUGGUGCUUCAAGCUUGGUGUGGUUCAUCUAUCUACCCAUCGUUGCUCUAAUUGCGGUUAAUGUUAACCCACUCUGGCGAUAUAAACUUUUAUUGGGAAUAACAAAUUCAGCCGAUUGUCUGGCCUAUUGUGUAAUGAUGGGUCUACUGUGGCCCAACCGGGCCGGACAGUACCUUCUUCUAACGGGUUCCAACUAUGCUGGAAUGGACGAACUGGACGAGUUCAACGAGGCACCGCACGUGGUGCAUCGGGACUCCGGCGUGCUGCAUGUGGACUGCGAUGACGAUUACGUCGAUCACGUCGAUGACGAAAUCGAAACGCUGGUCCUGAGCACCGACGAUCUGCUGAACAAUGGCCACGCGGGCGGCGGUGGUGGUCUGGAUCACAAUCAUCACCACCACCAUCCGCAGCAGGCAAAUGUUGUGACUGGCAGCGCCGGUAGCGGCGGUGGCGGUGGCGGCAGCAAACCUCUGGUGCUAAACGGUCGCAACCGUAACCAUCUGUAAGUAUUGUGCCCCGUGUGGUUAGGUUUAUUUUUCCUUUUUCUAGCAACCAAACAACUAUUAAAAACAAACGACGAAUUUUGUACAUAAUAGUAGCAUUAGGUAUGAUAAUUUUUAAAUGAAUUUUUCGGACUGCAAAUUUAUUGAUUGAUAUUGAGAAUCUUACAAAAAAAAAAAACAAAAUAAAGUACGUAAUAUUUUUAAAUGGAAGAAAUACGAUGAAAACAAGAAAUUGUGCCAUACUGAAAAAAAAAACUUAUUUCACGCUUCUGGCAGUUAGAUGCAGGCAGGUAGAUUGAAGCAGUUUCGUAGCAAAUUUUAGCGCAGCACCAACUGUAACGCUUGUAGUGACGUUGGCUUUUUUAGCCAGGGCGUGAGUUCCAGUAGAGACUUCGUUUUCGGUUCGUCCUCUUUUCUGUGUCGAAAGCCUGUGGGACAGCAAAGGAGCGUAGCAAAAGGGAUGACACAUACUUGACUUCCCAGCUUCCAGUUAGUUAAGGCAAAAAGCGUGUGAUAUAGAAACGAAAAAAAUAGCAAUUAAACUCCCACUAAACAUGAAACACAAAGAGUAAUGAUGUUAUCUGUAUAUAGAGAUUUAUGAUAUACCUAUAGUGUGGCGCAGAAUGCGGAGAGGUUUUUUAGAUUAACGCUACCCAAGUUGUAGCUGCCAAAUCGAUCGAGUAUUUAGAAAAUAGACAGGUAGUUUUAUUAUACUAUACUUAUUGGUCUCGCGAGAAAUCUCUUCUCUGUUAUUAGUGGAGAUAAUUCCGUUUGACAAGUCGCGAAUCUUAGGGUCGACACUUUUACUAAUUUCCUGUUCGGCAGACUUGCAUUUCCUUCUAUCGAUAACCAACGACAGUUUUAGCGAAAGUUUUCUAACGUUACAUUUCAGUAUAAAUCAGCCAGAUAGAUAUAACUUUUUAACUGCAGUGCUAUCUUUUAGUCGAGAGCGAGUCACAUUCUAAAACUCAGCCAAUCACUGAACGAAAAAAGCUUACCAUAACUCACAAAUGCAAUUUAAGUACCUUUAAGCGAAAAGCACGCGAACUCCACUCAGCAAAACUCAAGAACGAACGUACCGGCAGCCGAAUCCAAGCUUUGCUCCCACGUUUAUUCAAAAAAAUGCCACUAUUUUACUGAAUCUACCGUGCUAAACAAAAAAACAAAAGAUAUGAAAGUAAAAAUUAUUUUUAUAACACUUGCGACUUGCACGACAGAGAUUGUAGUUUAUCAGAUAAAAAAGAAUUUUAACCAACAUUGUCAGCAUUAAGCAGCGAACUCAACUGAAUCUAGAACAAAGUAACAAAAAAAUCGCACCAUCAUAUGAAGGGACGACGCAUCUUUACGAAUCGAAACGGACGGGAUAGAUUAGCGUUGUGAUAACUUAUAUACAAGUGUAAGCAAAUUUCUUUUGUGAAUUAACCUGUAAAUACUGCAUACAAACUGUUGUAAAUAAGUGACACAAGUGUGAACACAUUGGGUAUCAUCAGCCUGCAGUGGCUAAUGUCGUUAAUGUUGUGAUUUUAAAGUGACAAAAAAUCAAUUUCGGCGUGCUAAGCAAUACGAACGACACAGAUGUAGCUAACUAUACCCCCCCCCCCCUCUUCUUUGCUAAACACGUACAUAGUUCCAAUUGGUGACAUUUUUUUUACUACAGUAUAUUAGAUGAAUUUCGCCGAAUCAU
This is a messenger RNA of Sabethes cyaneus, 3737 nucleotides long. RefSeq names its product integral membrane protein GPR180-like. Lineage: Eukaryota; Metazoa; Arthropoda; Insecta; Diptera; Culicidae. The record is from RefSeq and is a predicted model, not a curated record. Gene Ontology annotation, biological process: response to pheromone; G protein-coupled receptor signaling pathway. The transcript has 7 exons. The coding region runs from base 314 to 2056 and encodes 580 amino acids.